Messenger RNA from Chlorocebus sabaeus (green monkey), 1692 nucleotides. The record is from RefSeq and is a predicted model, not a curated record. NCBI's taxonomy places the organism in Eukaryota, Metazoa, Chordata, Mammalia, Primates, Cercopithecidae.
GGCCCCUUUUUUCAUAGCCCUUUCUCUCUUCUUCCUCUUUGAGUUGCUCUGAGGGCGCUACGCUGGCUCCACCGCCUUCUCUGCCGUUCGAACCCCGCGGCUGUCCUUACCCCAGCGAGGGUAGGGGGGUCGGGUGCCAUCGUCUUGCCGACGGAGUGGGUGUUUGUCCCUCCCUGAGCCACAUGGUUCCUCGAGGUGCUGGUGUCUGUGAUCCCUGGAGACAGGAGGGAAUGCUGGAUGAUCCCGACCAGCGGGAGCUUGGACAGCAUCCUGGUUUAAGCAAGGAGUAGGGAAAGCCAAAGGAGCCACCAUGUUGGUGAUACCCCCCGGACUGAGCGAGGAAGAGGAGGCUCUGCAGAAGAAAUUCAACAAACUCAAGAAAAAGAAAAAGGCAUUGCUGGCUCUGAAGAAGCAAAGUAGCAGCAGCACAACCAGCCAAGGCGGUGUCAAACGCUCACUAUCAGAGCAGCCUGUCGUGGACACAGCCACAGCAACAGAGCAGGCAAAGCAGCUGGUGAAAUCAGGAGCCAUCAGUGCCAUCAAGGCUGAGACCAAGAACUCAGGCUUCAAGCGUUCUCGAACCCUUGAGGGGAAGUUAAAGGACCCCGAGAAGGGACCAGUCCCCACUUUCCAGCCGUUCCAGAGGAGCAUAUCUGCUGAUGAUGACCUGCAAGAGUCAUCUAGACGUCCCCAGAGGAAAUCUCUGUAUGAGAGCUUUGUGUCUUCUAGCGAUCGACUUCGAGAACUAGGGCCAGAUGGAGAAGAGGCAGAGGGCCCAGGGGCUGGUGAUGGUCCCCCUCGAAGCUUUGACUGGAGCUAUGAAGAACGCAGUGGUGCCCACUCCUCAGCCUCCCCUCCCCGAAGCCGCAGCCGGGACCGCAGCCAUGAGAGGAACCGGGACAGAGACCGAGAUCGGGAGCGGGAUCGAGACAGAGACCGAGAGCGGGACAGGGAUCGGGAUCGGGAUCGGGAUCGAGAUCGAGAUCGAGAUCGAGACCGGGAACGGGACAGGGAUCGGGAGCGGGAGCGGGAUCGAGACCGAGACCGAGACCGAGACCGAGAGGGUCCUUUCCGCAGGUCGGACUCCUUCCCUGAACGGCGAGCCCCUAGGAAAGGGAAUACUCUGUAUGUAUACGGAGAAGACAUGACGCCUACCCUUCUCCGUGGGGCCUUCUCUCCUUUUGGAAACAUCAUUGACCUCUCCAUGGACCCACCCAGAAACUGUGCCUUCGUCACCUAUGAAAAGAUGGAGUCAGCAGAUCAGGCCGUUGCUGAGCUCAACGGGACCCAGGUGGAGUCUGUACAGCUCAAAGUCAACAUAGCCCGGAAACAGCCCAUGCUGGAUGCCGCUACUGGCAAGUCUGUCUGGGGCUCCCUCGCUGUCCAGAACAGCCCUAAGGGUUGCCACCGGGACAAGAGGACCCAGAUUGUCUACAGUGAUGAUGUCUACAAGGAAAACCUUGUGGAUGGCUUCUAGGGAACAGAGCUGGAUUCCUUGUGCCUCAUAUGCCCCAAUGCUGGUCUCAGUAAAACACUGAGGUGGAAGCUUACACAUCUCCCUCAGCCUCUGGUUUUUCAGCACUUGGGAUUGGGGUUAAGCCUUUAAAAAUGGGUGUCAGGUUUGAUCUCAGUGUAACAACAUGGCCAGUGCCCAUUCCCCACUCCCUUGCCCCAAAAGGAUCUGGAACACAA